UUUUUCUCCACCUGUGAUUUGCAAUUUAGGUUUCUGUUUACUGUUUAGCGCUCGGAGUUUUGUGGGCUGCGUUUUUAGUCUCGUGAUUUAGGUUUAAAGUCGACGAAAGCAGCCUGCCCGCGAUAGUUAGGUUUUCGUUGUCCUUUUUCUGACGCGACUGUGACGCAACCAGGCGUGGUUUUAAAAAAAAUCGUUUUGCAGUGUUUUUUCACGGGAUAUUUUCUGACGGCAGAUGCAGGAGACGUUAGGAGACGUAUCUCCAACACAUGCUUCUUAGAAUGGCGCCUCCAGGGACGUUUUGGAGAUGGGAGACGUGUACCAAUCUUCGAGACGUGUCCCAGGGGUUUGGAGACGUGUCUCCCGGGUACCAAAUGCUAAACCUGAUAGGGAGUCGACAGAGAUUGAUAUAUUUGGAAUGCAAGGGAUUCCUCCUGAAAUUUUGGCAGCUCAUGAUGGGGAUCAAGAUGAAGAGCCUCCUGCAAAAGAGGCUAAGGUGGAGGUUCCUGUACCUGGAUUUCUUGGUGGACUAUUAAUGGGAUCAAAUGGCAUUGGUAUUCCUCGUCAAUCAGUAUAUCCUGCUAGACCGCCUGGGUAUGCCCCUCCCACAUCAGUUCCCAUUCAUGCUCCAGUCUGGCCUACCCAACCUCAGCCUUCACAGCCAUGGUUAUCAGCAGCACCUUCUAUCCCUGGGCAAGCAUCUUCAGUGUCUUUGAUAGCCCCACAACCACCUCAGCAACCUCCACAGCCUCUAUUUCCAAUUCAAAAUAUUCAACCACCUCCUAUGUCAUCCACACCACCUUUUCGACUAUUAUUUCCUCUUAGACCACCUGCACCCCAACAAUCUACACUAGUAGUGUCCCCUUCUCAACCUUUUUCACCUAGAAAUAGUAAUAACCUACCUUCAAGUAUGCCCACACCUUCUAACUUUGCAGUGCUUCAACCAUCAAGCAGUUUGACACCAGGGCCAACAAGUGAGCUGAGAAGUUUAAGUCAGACAGCACCAUUGCAAUUGAAUUCAACAAGCAAUCAAUUAAAUGCUCCUUCAUCACAAGAUUUUUCAUUGGAUGCAGGUGCACCAUCUUUACCUAUUACAUCCUCUCACAUGUAUGCAUCAGGACCUGAUACGGGAGGUCCUUCUAUAGGUCCUCCACCUGUAAUAUCUAACAAAGCUCCCACUCAGGGUGUAAGCAAUGUGGUCUACUUGGUUUGGGAUGAUGAAGCCAUGUGCAUGGAGGAACGAAGGCUGUCCUUAAGUCAAUAUCAGGUGCAUGAUGAAACUGUGCAGAUGAACUCUAUUGAUGCAGCUAUUGACAGAAGGAUAUCAGAAAGCAGACUUGCUGGUCGUAUAGGUUUUGGGUUGUGAUUAGCACUGUUACUUCUCUGUCUAGGAGGAAUCUGUUCAAAAUUAGAAUGAUUCAUAAUUCAUUAAAGUGUACAGCAUUCAAGAUUUGCAAUUAGAGCUCAUUGUUUAUGUUCUAGAUUGUGUCAAAGUUCCAUAAUGCCUUUUUCCAAAUAUUCAGUUUUUUUUUCUUUCAUAUUGUUAAAUAUUUAAGUCAUAGGAAAUAGUUUUUACUGAGGCCUUGAACAUUAUUUGCUGGAACGUUAUUGAGGUCUUCUGUCUUUAAUUGGAGAACAUUUUUGCUCAACAUUAUUAAUUGUUGAUUUUUUUCAUCGA
Cryptomeria japonica (Japanese cedar) is the source of this 1675-nucleotide messenger RNA. RefSeq names its product protein SUPPRESSOR OF FRI 4. Gene Ontology annotation, cellular component: nucleus. The record is from RefSeq and is a predicted model, not a curated record. Gene Ontology annotation, molecular function: DNA binding. Lineage: Eukaryota; Viridiplantae; Streptophyta; Pinopsida; Cupressales; Cupressaceae. The transcript has 7 exons. Bases 305 to 1363 code for a protein of 352 amino acids.